GCUUCUCCUCUCUCCCCAGCAGAGAGGUUCGAGCUCAGAGCUGCUCGUCCCCAGUUCCCCCCGGCGGGAAUGGUCUGGUCCGGGUGUAAUAAUCCCUUCUCCCCACUUCACCUCGGCCGACAGUGACGGCGCUCGGCUCCGCCUCCGCGAGGCAAUGCUGUGAGCGGCGGUCGAGCCCAGCGCCAACAUGGAGGCGCCUCCGCGGAACCCUGGCGGCUAUUUCCGGUGCACCAGCCGCUUCUGGAUGGGCGUCAUCGCUGUCUCCAUAGGCUACUUCGCUUGGACAGUCUUUUUACCUUCAACAAUACCCUACGAGAAUCUGGGACAAUUUGGCCAUUUUACUAAAUAUUUAGUGGACAAGCACCCCAGACUGCUAUAUAACGGGUUUUGGCUUGCCUGGGGAAUUCAUAUAGCUGAAGCAUUGUACAGUAUCAAGUUAUGCAAGACCAAAGGCAUCACUGACAGCUCUGUUCAACGUCGAUGGUUCAUCCAAACCUUCCUCUUUGAGCACAUCGCCAGUCCAACCAUUCCUUAAUGCCCAGGUAGCAAUGGAGCCUAGGAAGCUUACCUAAGAACUCUUUGUGAUUUGCUAAGGAAGAGGCUGAAGCUGUCAGCAGCUGUUUAAUAUAUUAGGGCACAAUUCAGUGAAUAUGUAUGGUGGGAAAAGUUCCACAAAUAUUCCUAAACUACAUUUUAAACUCUUACUCUAUGACAUUUAACUUAGAACCACGCAACCACACUUAUUUUCCAGUCAGCAUGAGAUGAGCUCCAGCUUGACUACAUCUACCAGAAUAAUGUUCCAAUUGAUCUUGGAUUUGAUCUGUCUUUCUUGUUUUUCUCCUUCUUGCCUUCUCUGCUUAUUUUAAAAUUUUGGAUUUUCUUCCUUCUGGGUUCAUGGCUAACAUUCAGCACUGUGAUAUGUAAGCAAUGCUUUACUUCCUCUAAAUUGCAGUAUGUUUAUUCAUCUUCUGUUUACAUGUAGGAUUAUUAGCUGUAGUUACAAUUAUUUGUCAACUAGUGGUAUAUCAACAUGAAUUUGGGCAAAGUUUUAUUUUUAAAAAGAGGACGUUGAUCCAAUGAUAAUCUCUCACAUCACAAAAGUAAGAACUGUAAUCAAACAACAUGGUAUGUAAUGGGAAUCAAAGCAAAUAUUUUGCAAAAUAAGACAAUUUUUAGGCUGGUCCUUCACUAUAACACUUUUCCAAAAACAUUCUCCAUUUGGGUAAAAUGCUGAUCUCACCAAAGUAAGGAGCAAUAAUCACAUUUGCUUUAGUAUGAUCAGGAUUUGGCUUUCUGGGCCAGAUCCUCAGCUGGCGUAAAAUAGUUUCACAGAAAUCAGUAGAGCCACACCAGAUGAGGAUCUGGUCUAUUUGGAUAUAGCUUGCUAACAGCCACAACUCUGGCACUAUCCCAGUCAUAAUUGCAAGAGUGAAAUGGUCAACUCCCAUGGAUAUUAGCUCAAUAGAUAAAUGUUGAAACACCUUUGUAUGUUUUCUCUUGCAAAUAGAAGUGACCUUAAAUAACAUAGGUUGAGUGCCUCUUGUGUUUGUCAUGCUGUCGUACACAUGGCUGCUUAAUGACAGCCUCAGCAUAUGAUCCGUGUCCUGCUAGUUUAGCCUGUCUUAUCAGUAUUAUGGGUUUUUUCCCAGUCUGGAGGUCCAGCCCCAGACAAGGCCUGUGUAAACAGCACAAGUGAUUAUUUUCUUCCUACUUUUCACAAAUUGAAAUGAAGAUGAAUAAAAAAAAAUUGAGUUCAUUUACCAUCCUUAUUCAAAAUAUAAAGUGGUUUGCAUAGCUGUAUAAAGUACUGAACUAUGCAGCUCACUUGAGAAUACUGCAUCUUCAAAUAGAGAUUUCAUUUGACUGAAAUGUAGUCUUGAGCCAAAUUCUACUGUGGAGGUGUGGCCUUCCCACAAGCCAUAAGAGCUUAUUAGCAAAGAGAAGAGAAACCUCUUUUUUGGGAAAGAGAUCUGGUUAUUCAUUAACAGGCCAAUGCAAAAUGAAGUCCUUUCCUAGAGACCCCUCAAGUUCCUCAUGCAAACACAUUUAACAAUAAUUAUAUAAGCACUCUAAAAGUACAUACCUUUUGCAUAUUCCUGCAGGCAGUAAAGAAACAGUCCUCUUACCAACAGCCUAAGACCUUAGAGACAACCUUCUUUGAGCUGCAGGUGUAGUUGAUUUAACCUCUUCUUCUGAGGGAACUCCCCUGGGUCCUGGCUUCCCUCCAUCACUAGGGAAACUUGGAUGCAGCUGUGCUAUGACCAUAAGGUCAUAAGAUCUCUUUUGGAUCUUGAAGACUCCGUACUAACUCUGACCAGGGACAAUUUGCAUAUGCAGCUCUCUGUUGUCUGCAAAGGCAGAGCAAACAUUGAAUACAUCAAGCAGUAGAGAAAGUGCUUUUAUUUCAUCUCCAGAGUGCAGCUGGGAGGUAUGUACAGCUGGAGGGGGGUGGCAAGGAAAGACCUGAGCAGUGGUGCAGCAGAGGAUGGAAUGGUAGGCUUGGUAAGACUGAGCCUGAGUUAGAGGUCAGAGUUCUUGUGGAGCAGGUUGACAGAAAAGUGAAGGGUUGCAAUUAGAGAUCUCAGUAUGUGUGGGGAAGGGAUAGGGAAUCAACUGAUUGGGGAAGGAGAGAAUUGAUGGAUUGGGGCUACAGCCAUCCUAGAUGGAGCCAGAGGCUGGGAUGAUGGGAAAAGUAGGCUACGCCUCAGCAGAUGGUCUGGGAAAGGAUUUAGUUGGGAGCAGAGGAUGGACAGGGAUGAUUAAUUAUUUGGAGAUGUUUUUGAGAUUAGGAAGGAAGAGACAGAUGAAGUGGGUAAUUGAACAAGUGGAGCUGGGUGAGACAAAGGACAAAUGGAAACAAAUGCUGGAUGGAUUGACAGCAGUGAGGCAAAACAAAUGAGAAAUGGAGAGAGGAGGCAAAAGAGCUGCAAAUCCCAACAAGGGCUGAGCGCAAGACAGCAGAGGUUAAGGAUGCCUUGGGAAAUAACAGACUAUGGGAGCAAGAAGACAGACCAGAAAAGGGAAUAGAGAGCAGAAGGGGAGCCAUGGAAAUUAUCUUACAUUAUAUGGAAGGGAGAGGCAAAGAAGUGCGUGCAGGGGUGGGGGGAAGAGUGAAUGCAGGGAUGUGUCAAACAGAAGAAAGGAGGGUAAGAGGGACAGAAAUCAUGGAAGGUGGAGCUUUAGAGCACAGGGAAAACGUCAAUCUGCAGGAAAAACAGACCCAAGGAAGAGAGGCAUAGGAAGAACAAAGGUCACACAAAGAAAGACCACACCAGGAAGACCCAACAAAUUUGACAUCUGUUUUGACUGAUUAACAGAAAGCACUGUGCCAAAAUUUGACAUAUGGCCAGUCUUUUACUUGCAUAUUAUGAGAAGGGAACCAGGCUUGGAAGCCUAGCUUUCCCAUGUGCAGUAAGGGGAUAAGCUGGCUUUGGUGACAAGAAACGGAUAAUUUUUACAUUUGAUUUUUGUCCAGUUGUAUCUAAUGACAGUGACAUGGGGCUUUUAAAGCCUGGGCUUUUUAACUGUAUAUUUCUUGGCAUUUAAUAGACCAUGAUUUGCCCUGGGAAGUUAUGCUAGACAUCAAAAUAAAAAGAGUGAGUAGGUCUUCUAAAAAUGCAGAAAAUUGCACUUCAUAUUUCAGAGUUUAGCAGCCCUCCUGAGCGCCCCAUGUAAAUGUGCACUGCCUCCCACCCCCACAGCCUCUUUGCUUUGGUUUACUCACCAUGAGCUACAGUAAAGAAAUUGUGUGCACACUGGAAGUCUGAACUUGAACCUCACCCGCUCAGACAACACGGAGGGCUCUGUAGGGUGCAGCAUGGGUUGCUGUGACUCACUUUAAUAGAUGGCUGUGGCCUGAUCAGAGCCAGCGAUCAAGCAGUCACCAAAAGCUUCAGUAAGAUGGCUAACAAUGGACAGAAACUGAAUAUCCGGCCAGGUCACCUUAAAGACCUAGCUACAGAGCAGUCUGGGUGGUGGUGCUCAAUCCUUUUGGGAUUUGCCAUGAUGAUAAUAAUGUGGCUGGAUUAGGGUGGGAGUGGGAAUUGAGAGGUGAAUUCUAUCAAUAGCCCCGGACACUUUUCAGAAUACUCCAUUAGCUCUGGAACAUUGCCUUCUUUUACAGUAUUAUGGCAGCAAAACGUUAUCACACAAUAGCUGUCUGGGUAGACAUGUCCACGCCCUAUCCUGCCUUUUGGAAUGGGCACCAGUGGGCUUUUGCCAGCUGUUCCAGCACUAGAACAACUCUCUUGUCCUGUAGGACAGUAGGUCUUAUGUGAGCCAUUUUGCUGUCAGGCUGGGGCCAGCUCCCUGCACUGAAAGUCAAAAAGUGGCUGUGCCCUCCACAGAUUUCAAUUAACGGGCAGUCCCGAGAGCCACAAGUUAUUUCUCCAGUGGGUGCAGUUAGUCCCAGCCCCAGUCUGGACACCCUGCAAGUCAGUUUGGCAACGUAGAUAGACACAAGGCUCUUCAUUCCGUGUCAUUUGCAGCUAGUACCUCAGACUGCUGGCAAACGCUUCUAUCCUGUUCCCUUCCAAGCUGCCAGAGAACUGGGGGAGACUACAGCACCCUGAGGUGCUGGAAAAUGGCUACUGUGCCCCAUGGAACAGUGCAUUAUAGUAUUUGCCAAUGAAAGCCUAGAACAGUGGUCCCCAGUGCGGUGCCCAUGGGUGCCACAGUGCCCGCCGGGGCAUUUA
Molecule: messenger RNA, 4694 nt
Organism: Chelonoidis abingdonii (Abingdon island giant tortoise)
Lineage: Eukaryota; Metazoa; Chordata; Testudines; Testudinidae
Source: RefSeq, a predicted model, not a curated record